Messenger RNA from Babjeviella inositovora NRRL Y-12698, 3540 nucleotides. RefSeq names its product DNA helicase. The record is from RefSeq and is a predicted model, not a curated record. Lineage: Eukaryota; Fungi; Ascomycota; Pichiomycetes; Serinales. The transcript has a single exon. Gene Ontology annotation, molecular function: ATP binding; hydrolase activity, acting on acid anhydrides, in phosphorus-containing anhydrides; nucleic acid binding. The coding region runs from base 39 to 3416 and encodes 1125 amino acids.
CACCGCUUCAAAGCCCUUCCACAAAACGCCACGCCGUCAUGUCAAACAGACGGUUCUUUGUGCUGGAAGAAGAAUCCCUGGAACUGGAGCCAGAGGUCAUUGAAAAUGCCUUCGAAAGCCAAUUCCAGGGCCAUCUUUCAGGAGACGCCGCCGCAGAUACCAUCAGUGAGUGGCAAAAACGGUUGGCCGCCUUUCUCCCCGUGACACGGUCCCAAGUCGAAGUCUUGCAUACAAAGUACAGCUCCCUUCUGAGCGAAGAUGCCUUUGCAACGGUUGUCAAUGAGCUCCUUGAUAGAACCGUUCAACCCCCCACAAAGGCAAGUAGCCAUGCCAAAGCCACUGAAACGAGAUCCCUAGAAAACACUGUAAAUGAUACAUGCUUCAGAAUAACUCCCCAAAGUAGUUACUCCGCACCCCCCAGCGUGAAAGAGAUUAUUGUUUUGGACGAUCUGGAGGACGAAGCGCCGACCACUCACGUUAAAAGACCCUUGGCAGGAGGGGUCGAUAAAUACCCGAAAAAACAGAGAGAAUCAGGCUGGAAACGUUUUAUUGGCUCAUUUCAGGUGCGUGCAUGGGCUGUGCGGCCCACUGUGAGACCGUUAAAGUUUCGCCAGACAAUGCGGAUGAAACGACUCAUCCCCAAAUCGCUGAAGAAGACGGGGGACCGGUUUGGAUCCACAGCCGUCAUCAGGCUCGAGGACAUAGAAACCCACCGGGAGAUUGGGCGCUUGCCUGAGGAUGUUACCAAGAUGCUCAGCCCGUUGCUCGACUUGGCGGUUCUCGAGUUGGACUGCCGGGUAAUAUUGUGCGAGAGCCGGCUCAGCACUGGGGAUUCUUUCGGAGUACAGAUCGACUGCUACUUCUCCCACCAUGCCUUUGAGGAGAUCGGAGCUGCAGGUACCCUUAACCCGUUUAAAAAAAGGGAUGAGAGUAAGUUUGCGCUCGAACCGGAGUCCGAAGUAGCCUUGAAGCUUAGACAGAAGAGUAUGGUGAAGUUGUUUGCGAAGUUGAACGUGCGGGCGCUCGGAAACAGCCAACCGUCGGUUGUGGACGAUACCCUGGGGGAUGAAGCUGAGAGUGAAAAAGCGGAUGAGCUUAACGUGAACCAGUUGAAGGAAUUGUACCGCUCUUCCCAACAAGCGGAGAUGUUGGAGAACUUACCUGAAACGGUUCCUCCGAACACGUUCCAGCUCGAGCUCAGACCGUACCAAAAGCAGGGCCUCACGUGGUUACUCUACCGGGAGAAGGAGACCAAGGGGCUCAAGGCUGUGGAGGAGUUGGAAGCGGAACCAUGGAACCAAACCCAGCAGGUGAGUCAGCACUUGACCCAGGACGAAAUCGAAGAGAUUGUGGAAGAAGAGGGCAUGAUCAACCCGUUGUGGAAAGAAUACAACUGGCCCGAGGAUACCUCUUUUGCAAAUGAAGCUGCAACCGUGGCCAUUGACCGUGCCUCCUCCUCCUCCUCCUCCUUCUACGCCAACAUGUACUCAGGAGAGUUGUCCCUCGAGAAGCCAGUGAUUAGACAGGUCACGAAAGGUGGGAUUUUGGCAGACGAAAUGGGGUUGGGUAAGACCAUUUCCACGCUUGCCUUGAUCCACUCAGCAUACUUUGACAAGCUCUAUGACGCGCGGAGGGCUGCGAGGGAGCACUAUGCCUACAAGACCACUCUCAUUGUGGUGCCGAUGUCGCUUCUCUCCCAGUGGCAGAGAGAGUUUGAGACGAGUAAUACGCAUCUGAAACAUAAGUGCUAUGUUUACUACGGGUCUGACGGAAACUUGGGUGACCUCACAUCGUAUUUGUGUGAUGAUGGGGCUCCGAUAGUUGUGCUUACUACUUAUGGGACGAUUAUGAAUGAAUGGGCUAAGAAUUCCCGAAGGGGUCCCGAAGGAGGUAAACUCUCUGGCAUCAAAUCGGGAGCUAAAGCAGCCAAUUCCUUUGCCAAAUCCUCAAACACCUCAGGAAACGGCCUUUUUUCGGUAAAAUUUUUCCGGAUUGUGUUAGAUGAAGGGCACACGAUCAGAAACCGUACCACCAAAACCACAAAAGCGGUCUACGACUUGACAGCCUCACGGAAAUGGUUGAUCACCGGGACGCCCAUCAUCAACCGCUUGGACGACUUGUUUUCGCUCGUCAAGUUUCUCGAACUCGAGCCGUGGUGCAACGUAUCGUACUGGAAGUCUUUCAUCACGGUUCCGUUCGAAAACAAAAACGUAUCACAAGCGUUGGACAUUGUGAAGGCAAUCCUUGACCCAAUCAUCAUCCGUCGAACCAAGGUCAUGAAGCAAAAGAAUGGCCGGGCGUUGGUGGAGCUCCCAGAGAAGGAGGUCACGAUUGAGUACGUGAAGUUUGAGGAAGAGGAGCGGACCAUGUAUGACUGGUUCUUGAAAAAGGCUGAAAACUCCUUUCAAGAAGGCUUAAAGAGCGGAGAGUUGCUAAAACGCUACACCACCAUUUUAGUUCACAUCCUCCGGCUUCGCCAACUCUGCUGUCACCCGCUGUUGGUGGGAACCGCGGGGGAUGAACUCGAAGAGAUUUCGGUAAACCCGAUUGAGCUCUCAGAAUUCCAGCCGCCAACCCACGGAGCAUUAUCUGAACAGGAAGUAGAAGCCACCGUAGCCGGUUUUUCUACCUUGGAUCUCUCCAACACCGAGUGCUCCAUCUGUACCAACUCACCCGUUUCCCUCCACGAAACUUGUGUCACACCAUGUGGCCACACGUACUGUCUCGAGUGUCUCUUGUGUCACAUUGACUUCCAGGUACAGCGAGGAAAUGACGCUCAGUGUCCGAUGUGUCGUGCUGCCAUCUCCAAAAAAGCCUUGUUCCGCGUCCGAAGGAACCGUCUGAUGAAUGAGUUUUACCUUUACGAUUCCAAGAUCAUUUCCUCAAAGAUUAAAGCAUUGCUAUCGCAUCUCCGCGCGUUGAAGGACCGGCAACUGGGCGAGCAGGUGAUUGUGUUUUCCCAGUUUUCCACAUAUUUGGACCUCAUUGAAACUGCGUUAGCAUACGAAUCGGACGAUUAUCUUGUCUACAAGUUUGACGGCCGCUUAUCGAUGCAGGAAAGACAAUCUAUCCUUGAAAAGUUCCAAAGUAAACAAAGCACGGGAAGAAUUACCGUGUUGUUGUUGUCACUCAAGGCUGGUGGGGUAGGAUUGAACUUGACGAACGCCUCCCGAGGGUUCAUGAUGGACCCCUGGUGGUCCCGAAGCAUAGAGGACCAGGCCAUCGACCGUCUUCACCGCAUUGGGCAGUUGCGCAACGUGAAGGUGGUACGGUUUAUAAUGGAGGGAAGCAUCGAAGUGAAGAUGCUCAAAAUCCAGGAGCGCAAGAAGCAGUUAGGCGAGAUCGUCAGCGCCCAGGAGGAGGAGAGGAGACAGAGAAGAAUCGAGGAGAUCCAGUUGUUAUUUGAAGAGGAGUAAGCGGAUUCCUGAGGCAGCCCAGAUAAAUGCAAGGCGGAGAAGUAUUACCCCAUAGGCCAGAUAUUCCCGCUGUUUAUAACAAUUAUCGUUUAUGAAUAUCAUGUUUAAAGACCAUAGUAUUAUG